Vespula pensylvanica (western yellowjacket) is the source of this 1680-nucleotide messenger RNA. RefSeq names its product phosphomannomutase 2 (gene Pmm2). Bases 697 to 1485 code for a protein of 262 amino acids. Gene Ontology annotation, biological process: protein N-linked glycosylation; GDP-mannose biosynthetic process; mannose metabolic process. Gene Ontology annotation, cellular component: cytosol. The record is from RefSeq and is a predicted model, not a curated record. The transcript is spliced from 4 exons. NCBI's taxonomy places the organism in Eukaryota, Metazoa, Arthropoda, Insecta, Hymenoptera, Vespidae. Gene Ontology annotation, molecular function: phosphomannomutase activity.
AUUAAUGGAUCUUCAUUAAUAUCUAUUUAUAAUCCAACUGGUUCUUAUUAAUUAUAUUUUUUUUAUCGACAUCAAUCGCAUUUGUAGAAAUUUAUGAAAUAGGAUUGAUAAGAUAACGUAUACGGAUAAAUUCAUACUUUGGAAGUAGUAACAUGUGAUUAUAUAGAGAGCGACGCGUAAACGUGGACAUUUUUCUUUACAUAUGUUUUGACAUUUCAAAAACUUUUCGCUCGAUCUUUUCGAAAGAUUUACAAAUAAUAGAUUUAGGAAUUUAUUUUUCUAUGUCUUAUCGCCGCGGUGAGAUUAUAUUUAUACAAUUAAUUCAAAGAAGUACGCUUAACUUUUCGAUCAAACAUCUAAAGUAGUCCAAUUUGAUUUAAGUUUUUCUCGUGACGUGAGAUUGCUUACAUAUAUCGCUAUAGAGGACACGGUAAGAUUUUAUUUCCGAUAUUAUAAUAUUGAAAUACACAUAUUGAUAAUACGAAGUUCAAAUUUUUUUUAUUUUAUCUCUAUCAAUAUCGUAACAUAAUUGUGUCGUUUCUCUAUUUUCUGCUAGUCUCGUCAUUUCUGAUAUUCGCGCGCGUGCCUCUACGCCCUAUAUACACAUACAUAUGUAUCUACUUUUGUUUUGAUUUUUUUUUCUUCUCUUUAUAUAUCACCCACGCAUGUUUCAGAUUAUUGGAAGAAACUAUUAGGAUGUCGAAAAAAAUCAUAUGUUUAUUUGAUAUAGAUGGCACAUUAACUGAACCAAGACAACCAAUCAAGAGCAAUGUUGAGAAAUUUCUUUUGACUAUUUUGAAAAAAGAUUUUGAUAUUGCCGUAGUUAGUGGAUCAGAUUUGAAUAAAAUCAAGGAACAACUUGGUAAUGAAAAUAUAUUUGAGAAAUAUAAAUACAUUUUUGCAGAAAAUGGUCUUGUUUCUUUCAGGGAUGGCAAUUUAUUACCAUCACAGACAAUUCAAAGUAUAAUUGGAGAAGAUGUACUACAAGAUGUAAUAAAUUUCUCAUUAAAAUAUAUAUCAGAACUCAAACUACCAUUUAAACGUGGAACUUUCAUAGAGUUUAGAACUGGCAUGCUCAACAUUUCACCAGUUGGACGUAAUUGUACAAAGGAAGAACGUGAACAAUUUUAUGAAUAUGACAUAGAAAAUCAAGUGCGCCAAAAAUUUAUACAAGCACUUAAGAAAGAAUUUCCUAAUUUAGCCUUGACAUAUAGCAUAGGUGGACAAAUAUCUUUUGACGUGUUCCCAAUUGGUUGGGAUAAAACAUAUUGUUUAAGGCAUAUACAAGGCUACGAAGAAAUACACUUUUUUGGUGAUAAAACAGCUCUUGGUGGCAAUGAUCAUGAGAUUUAUGAAAGUGAUUUAACUGUUGGACAUCGUGUAACUGGUCCUGAAGAUACGAUUAAUCAACUAAAUAUCCUUAUAACUCUUGUUAAAGAGAAUAAAGAAAAGGAACAAAUAGCAAUACCAAUGCAAUGUGUAUAAGUUACACCGUACAUAUGUUGAUAAAAAUUUUUGUUGUAAAUACUAAGAUAUUGUUAAAUAUUAUGCCAAAUUUUCAAUAUAAAAAAGAUAUUAAUAUUGAAUGGUAGAUUGUUUUUCAACAUAUAUCAUAAACUGUUUUUAUUUUAUUUCAAAAAUGAAUUAUAAUAAAUAAAGAACUCAUUAAUUGUUGCUAAA